AUGAGCAUUGUUAUUGAUGAUCUCUCUACUGUUCUAGACUCAGUCGAGGAUGAAGAUGAGGUUUUGACCGCUCUAAGUGAAGAGCUUGGAAACUUUGUGGAAUACGUCGGUGGGCCAGAAUAUGCACACGUCCUGCUUUCCCCCUUGGAGCAUUUGGCGGCCAUAGAGGAGCCAUUGGUGCGAGAAAAGGCCGUAGAGUCCCUCAACAAGAUCUGCGAGCAACUCUCCCCCCGGCAGAUCGAAGACAAUUUUAUACCCUUGACAAUCCGUCUCUCAAAGGCAGACUGGUUUACCUCUAAGAUAUCUGCGGCCGGCCUCUACUGUACUCCCUACAGAACUGCCUCUCCAGCCUUACAGCAGGGGCUACGACAACAAUUUGGGCAAUUAGUUCACGACGAUACCCCUAUGGUUAGACGGCAGGCUGCCAACAACCUAGCAAAAUUCGUGAAGGAGAUGGAUUCGCAGGUUAUUAUAGUGGAGAUGGUUCCUUUAUUCCAGAACUUGGCAAACGACGACCAGGACAGUGUCCGACUCUUAACCGUUGAAAUUUUGAUUUCCAUAGCAGAGGAAAUCCCCAAGGAACAGCAAUCUAGCCAUGGCGUUCUUCUUACAGCACUCCGAAAUCUGUUUGAAGAUAAAAGCUGGAGAGUAAGAUACAUGGUUGCAGACAAAUUCGAAAAGAUCGCAAAAGCUGUCGAUGAGGAAGUUGUCAACCGUGACCUGGUCCCAGCUUUCGUCAAGCUCCUCAAGGAUACCGAAGCAGAGGUCCGCACUGCUAUUGCCGGGCAGAUUCCAGGUUUCUGUCGGCUCCUUGACCGUGAGACACUAUUAAAUGAGAUUAUGACAAGCAUUGAAGAUCUCGUAUCAGACCCAUCCCAACAUGUAAGAGCCGCUUUGGGUAUGCAGAUCAGCGGUCUAGCCCCUAUUCUAGGGAAGGAAGAGACAAUUUCGCAUCUUCUUCCCAUGUUCUUGCAGAUGUUGAAAGACGAAUUUCCUGAUGUUAGACUGCACAUUAUCUCCAAACUGGAGCUGGUGAAUAAGGUCAUUGGAAUUGAUCUCCUGUCUCAGUCUCUACUCCCUGCGAUUGUACAGCUUGCCGAAGACAAGCAAUGGCGUGUCCGUCUCGCAAUUAUUGAGUAUAUUCCUCUUCUUGCUAGCCAGCUGGGAGUUAAGUUCUUCGACGAACAGCUCAACAGCCUAUGUCUUGGCUGGCUAGGAGAUGCUGUAUUCUCAAUCCGAGAAGCAGCUACCCAAAAUCUCAAGAAAUUGACAGAAGUAUUCGGCGUUGACUGGGCCAAUGGCUCUAUAAUUCCAAAGGUCACUGCUAUGGGUCAACACCCUAACUACCUCUACAGAAUGACAACCUGCUUCGCCAUCACCACUCUUGCCCCUGUCAUCAAUCUGAAAAUGAUUGAGACUUCCAUCCUCCCAAUUUUGGAUAGGCUCGUGACGGACGACAUUCCCAACAUCAGAUUCAAUGUUGCAAAGUCAUACUCCGUCAUAAUAGACACCCUUAGAAAACUUCCAGAGGAAGGGACUCUCAGCGAAGCUGAUAAGUCCGAACAGGCUGCCACUCCAUCUCCCCGUGGUCAAACUAUCAUCCAGCAACAGAUCCUUCCAAAUCUUGAGAAGUUACAGCAAGACGAUGACGUUGACGUGCGAUAUUUUGCAACCACUGCUGCUGGAAGUUAUGGUGAAGUAAUGCAAACAUCCCCUUAA
Trichophyton rubrum CBS 118892 is the source of this 1719-nucleotide messenger RNA. RefSeq lists its product as uncharacterized. Gene Ontology annotation, molecular function: protein phosphatase regulator activity. Lineage: Eukaryota; Fungi; Ascomycota; Eurotiomycetes; Onygenales; Arthrodermataceae. The coding region runs from base 1 to 1719 and encodes 572 amino acids. The record is from RefSeq and is a predicted model, not a curated record. The transcript has 7 exons. Gene Ontology annotation, cellular component: cytoplasm; protein phosphatase type 2A complex. Gene Ontology annotation, biological process: protein dephosphorylation.